Molecule: messenger RNA, 996 nt
Organism: Penicillium cosmopolitanum
Lineage: Eukaryota; Fungi; Ascomycota; Eurotiomycetes; Eurotiales; Aspergillaceae
Product: putative gamma-cysteine synthetase regulatory subunit
Exons: 2
Coding region: 1-996 (331 amino acids)
Biological process (GO): glutathione biosynthetic process
Cellular component (GO): glutamate-cysteine ligase complex
Molecular function (GO): glutamate-cysteine ligase catalytic subunit binding; enzyme regulator activity
Source: RefSeq, a predicted model, not a curated record
AUGAAGUUGAUCCUCUCCACCUCCAAUCUCAUGCAGGGCGGUAGGCCAUCUGUGAUUCGCCAGCCUCUGACGCAAAAAUCCAAUAUUGAGCUGAUCACAUCCCUCCGCUCCAACUUCCUCGCCUCCCAGCAGUUCCAAGGCAACGGCACGGAGUCGCGCGCAAAUGGACAUACCAAUGGGGACGCGAAUGGGAAUUCGAAUGGCUCCAGCAGCGACCUCAAGCACCACCAGGACCAUCGCUCAUGGACCGGGAACGCCGCCGGAGAUCUAUACAUCCCUGCGAUCGACUUUUCACAGCCCGGACUUUCAGAGGAACGGGAUCAAUACGAUAUUACCGUGAAGCUGUUCUAUCUACCGGGGAUCCCCGCGUCGAGGCGAUGCGCACACACCAGGGAGGCCAUUGAUUUGGUAUUGAAGGAGCUACAUGUGAAGUCUAUCGAUUUGCUGAUCGUCUCGUUCCCGGGGAUUCUCUUCGAUGCAGACGACGACAGCGAGGACGAGGAUAACGAAGUCAGUACCGGCGAGCCCGCCGACGAUUUCGACAGUAUGGUUCAAACAUGGCGGGUCUUGGAAUCCCUGCAUGAGCAAGGCAUGAUUGCCCAGCUAGGUGUGGCGGAGUUUGGCAGUGAGCGCUUGGCUCGAUUCCUGCCUCACACCAAGGUGAAGCCCUCCGUUGACCAGAUCAAUCUCAAGGACUGCUGUGUUGUACCCAAGUCCUUGAUUUUAUACGCCAAAGAGGAGAAGAUUCAACUCCUCACCCACAACGACUGCAAUGAUAUCCUUCCCGUCGGCACGACGAGGGAACUCCUAGGCCCUGGCGAGAGGGGUGCGGGAAUCCUGGCCUCUACGCCAGAGGGAAGUGAUGGCAUUCAGGGUGACGUCGAGCCACAGUGGGUGGUAAAGUAUACAGCCGUGGUGAAGGAUCGGGGAGUAGUUGAAAACAAAGGGUAUUUCGCACUGGCGGACGUGGGCACAUGCGUCAAGAACCGGUCGUGA